AUGCACGUGCCGUUUGUGCACUGGGUGGUCGUGGAGGACGCCAAGGUGAAGACGCAGACUGUGGUGGAGCUGCUGAGUAGGUGCGGCAUACGCUACGUCCACUUGCUGGGCAAGCUGCCGGAGGAGAUGCGGGCGCAGCCCCACUGGGGGCGCGUGCCUCGCGGGGUGUCGAACCGCAACACGGGCUUGCGCUGGGUGCGACAGCACGCCACCGACGGCGUGGUCUACUUUGCCGACGACGACAACACGUACGACAUCCGGUUGUUCCCCGAGCUGCAGCGCACGCGACGCGUGUCGGUUUUCCCAGUGGGCCUGGUGUCCCGGCAAGGCGUCAGUUCGCCAGUCGUCAAGGACGGCCGCGUGGUCGCCUUCUUCGACGGCUGGAUCGGCGGUCGCAAGUUCCCCAUGGACAUGGCGGGCUUCGCCGUCAGUGUGGACUGGCUGCGACAGAACCCUGAGGCGGAGAUGCCCUACAAGGCUGGGUACGAGGAGGAUGGGUUUCUGAAGGCUCUGAACAUUGGCAGGGAUGAGCUGGAACCCCUGGCUAACAACUGCUCGCAGAUUCUCGUGUGGCACACGCAGACUCAGAAGGUGGAGCCGUUUGAGCGGGCAAACCUGGCUGACUUCGUCGACACCAACAUCGUAUACCUGACGAAACACCUGAUGCAGAAGACUAGGUGA
Pollicipes pollicipes is the source of this 681-nucleotide messenger RNA. RefSeq names its product Glucuronyltransferase P (gene GlcAT-P). The record is from RefSeq and is a predicted model, not a curated record. Lineage: Eukaryota; Metazoa; Arthropoda; Thecostraca; Pollicipedomorpha; Pollicipedidae. The transcript is spliced from 5 exons. Gene Ontology annotation, biological process: carbohydrate metabolic process; chondroitin sulfate proteoglycan biosynthetic process. The coding region runs from base 1 to 681 and encodes 226 amino acids. Gene Ontology annotation, molecular function: galactosylgalactosylxylosylprotein 3-beta-glucuronosyltransferase activity. Gene Ontology annotation, cellular component: Golgi membrane.